UUUGUGCAGGAGUCGUUCAAACCGCUCACGAUCGAGCGACGUGGUCUGCCAAAGCAUUAUCCAGGCCAUUCUGGCGGACGCAUCAACGCCAUCACUGCAGGAAUAAUCAGUUGACCACAUUCGUGUUCAUGCUGAAGGCUUUACCCUAACAUUUGACGGAGCGAAGAAGGUUGACAUCGUAGGGUACUUCAUCAGACCUAACCGGGUUGGUAAUUAUAAUAUUUUCCAUAUUGUUAAGAAACGUAAGAACUUCAAGAGGAAUCUCAGUUCUAGUCACACAACAUUAGAUCUCUUUGAGUAAAUCAGACCAUCUACUUCAAUCCUGUGAUGUAGCCUAAUUUUGAGAAAUGAAUAUUUUAUACUGAAGCUUAGUUUAAAAUAAUUGAUUAUUUUUUAGUUGAUGCUUAUUACAAUGACUUAUUGCUAUUUUAAUUUUAUUACAGAAUUAAGCUCGUGCUACAAUACAACAAUUUGAAGAAUUCAUGACCACAAAAGCUCAUUCAUAAAAAGCGGACGACACGUUGUUCGCAAUUUAUUCCCGCCGUAUAGCAGAUUUCACUAUGGCAAACCAAUUGCACUGCUUAAUUUUGGUCAUCACGAUGUUGUUGGGUUUCUCCAACUGUAGCAGUGCAUCUUGUGCCAGUACAGGUAAUAAUACUGUAAAUACAAACAAACCAAGAUUCCAAGAUUGUACAAAUUAUAAACCAACGUUGAAAAAAGAACAGCUAAAGGGUACACUUGUUCUACGUGUAAACGCUUAUGUUCCCGAACAAUCGCAAACUAUACAAUACAGCAUUGUAACCACGCCAGGUGACCAGGAGUUUUUCAGCAUUGACAAAACGACUGGUCAGAUCGUUUCGGCAUUUGUUUUUGAUCGGGAUGCCCUUAUCCGAGACCAGGAAAUGUACAUUACGGUACGAGCGACUGACAGUGUGUUUCCUAGUCUAUAUGACGAUUGCAUAGUCAAGGUAACAAUUCUGGACAUCAACGAUAAUCCACCGAUAUUCGAUGAAAACAUCUAUGAAGUCACCGUGACGAAAGAUAUGAAGCAGAAUCAGUCCGUGAUUACCAUCACAGCCACAUAUAUCGAUGAAGGUGGCAACAACAGCAUUCAGUAUGAGAUUGUACAGGAAAACGACGAUAGCAGCUACUUCGAGAUUGAUGAGAACAACGGCUUGCUCAUUUUAGCUAAGUCUAUCGAUCGCGAUCCAGGACAGUUUUACACGUUUUAUGUGCGGGCACGUGGCGAAGGCUUAGAGGAAAACAACAAGCGGCAAACAGAAGUUAAAGUAGUAGUUCACGUAGUUGACUCUACAAAUAGAGCGCCGUACUUCAUCAAGAUGCCAUUGACACCCGUGAUAUUGAAUGAAACGUUUCAGGAUUUCAACAAGAUUCUAGCGGAAUUUGAAGCAGUUUCAAACGUUAAUGUUGAAAGUAGAGUAAAAUAUCGGAUAUCUUAUGGAAAUUAUAAGCAGACAUUUCUAUUGGAACAAAUCAACAACACGGCAUACAUCAAACUUGGCAGAAGACUUGAUUAUGAAAUAGCUACACAAUAUAUGCUCACAGUACUAGCGACAAACUAUCUUGGACUAAAUGCAGAGAUAUUUUUAAAGAUCAAGAUCAUGGAUGAAAACGACAACAUCCCGGAGUUUAUAGGAGAAACAAAAGGAACAGUCCUAGAACACCAGCAGCCUGGAACCUUUGUAAUGCAAGUACAUGCACUGGAUCGUGAUGGCACGGCGCCCAACAACGUUAUAUCCUAUCGACUAAGGAGUAGCGAUGAACAGUUUUUCCAAAUCGAUAGUGAAAAAGGCAUUAUCACGACGAUGGUGGAAUUCGAUCAUAAGGCAAAUGAUGCUUACAUGGUGACAGUAAUUGCUGAGGAUAGCUCACCGUCUGUGUUAUUUAACACCGGGGGACCCAAUACACAGGCACAACGGUUAUUGAUACGAAUUAUGCAUCGGAACGACUGCAAACCACAGUUUAUGGGAAAUAUGUAUUUCGUGAACAAUCUACCAGAAGACGCCACCAUUGACACACGAGUGGUUAAAGUCACGGCUAACAGCCAACAACUAAAUUCGCGUAUAAAGUAUAGCAUUGUCAAGAAUAACGUGGCAAACGUGUUUAAAAUCGACGAGAAUACAGGAUUGAUUUCGGUAAACAAUCACUUGUUAGACUACGAAACAAUUCCGGAAUAUAAAUUAAUCGUCAAGGCGUAUGACGUUCACUUCUACAAUACUCUGACCGUACGGAUCAGGAUUGGAAAUGUAAACGAUAACGCACCGAGAUUUAUGAACUUGAAUGUCACAAUCCCAGAAGAAACCGUCCCUCCUGGUUGUAUCGCGAAUUGGAUAGCUUACGAUCCUGAUAUUGAGAAUCUUGAAAUUCCUCAAGGAAUAAGAUAUACAUUUACGAAAGAAUAUGAAGAUCUGCUGACAAUCGAUGACAAUGGAUGCCUUCGGUUAUUGAAGCCACUUGAUCGUGAUCCUCCCUAUGGUUCUAAACUAUGGCAGAUCUCUAUAACUGCAACGGAUGAAAAUGGUAAAGGAAAAAAUACUACGGCAACACUGAACAUCACUUUGCAGGAUAUUAAUGACAACGCUCCGUAUUUAACAACCCCGAAGCCUGUUGUAUGGAGCGAGAAUCGUCCUCCGGGUAUGAUUACCAAGCUAACAUCAGAAGAUGCGGAUGAACAGCAAAAUGGCGCACCAUAUGUAUACAGCAUCGAUCCAGAAGCUCCUUUGGAAAUCAAGCUACGAUUUCAAGUAGUAGGAGACGAGUUGCAUGCAUUAACUCAGUUUGACCGCGAAGACCAGAAAGAGUACCAAGUUCCCAUCAAGAUUAUGGAUUCAGGUAUUGAGCCGAUGAGCGCAAUUAGCGUACUACAGGUAGUGAUUGGUGACGAGAAUGAUAACAAAAUGAAACAAGCUGAGAGCCACAUAGUCGUCCACAAAUACAACGGAAAGUUAUCUGAUAUGAAUAUAGGCCGUGUAUAUGUCAACGAUUCAGAUGAUUGGGAUUUGUCUGACAAGACAUUUGUUUGGGAUAAGGCGACAAGUGAAGAAACUUUGAAGUUUUUCAAACUGGACAAUGGCACCGGUAUGAUAACAAUGUUGAAAGGUAUAUCGUACGGUCAGUAUGAUCUUCGGUUCAACGUGACUGAAAAAUCGGACCACUUUUCUUCACACCAUGUAUCAGCUAGGGCAACAGUGUUGGUGAAGGAGAUCUCCAAAAGAUCAGUAGACCAGAGCGGAUCAAUCCGAUUCUGCAAUGUUACGGCAGAUGCAUUUGUAUCUCAAGCACCGGAUCAUCUCCACACACCUCUUAAUCGACUUCAGAACAGCAUUGCAAGCAUUCUAAAAGCCAGCCCAAACGAUGUGGAAAUAUUCACGAUCAACAAUCGAAAGCUCGCCCAAGGUACAUUCCUGGACGUGUUCUUUGCCGUCACCGGUAGUGUUUACUCAACCUCGGAGCUCCUCAAUAGCGUACUAAGUUAUCAUCUACACUCAUUGGAGGAAGAAGUCGGAUUUCCGAUUGAGAUGAUAGGCAUUGACGAAUGCGAGUUGAAAAACCGCACUUGUGAGCAGUCAUGCAGAAAUAAGGUUUAUGGAUCGUCCGAACCAAUCGUCAUCAACGCCAAUGCAACUUCGUUUAUAGGAAUAACUGCCUACGUACAGGGGGAAUGCAUUUCAGAUACAUCGCCAUCACUGUUCACAUGUUUCAAUGGAGGUACGCAUAUUGAUAAUACGUGCAUAUGUCCAAUUGGUUUCGAUGGUCCACAUUGUGAAAUGAUAGACAUCAGUUUUGAUGGCAACGGGUAUGCCCUUUAUCCAACUAUCAUCAGUGACAAUAUUGCAAACAUUAGCAUUGAGAUGUUACCUCAACAGACAGACGGUUUGGUGUUGUACAUUGGACCCAUGAGUUACAAUACGCGUGUUACAACACAACCAUUUGUUGCAUUGGAGAUUGUUGACGGUAGAUUUGUGUUGUUGUUAGACGAUGGAACUGGAACGGUCCUAAUUCAGAAUCCCCAGGUUAUCUCACAGAACGAUGAAUUGGCUUUAGAUAUUGUAAUUAAGCUUAAUUCUGUUGAGAUGAGUUUAGUGAUAAAUAAGUUAGUUAUGAGCAGGAGUCAAUACGAAUCUAAAGCUUUUAAAGGAAUUCUAAUUACUAAUGGACCUGUACAGUUGGGCAAUACAGCAAUCGAUUUGAAAAAGCUUGGGCCACUGUACAACUGGACGUACGUGCCACAAACAAAAGGUUUCAACGGUUGUUUGCGUAACCUCACAAUAAAUGGGCGCACGAUAGACUUUCAGGAGGCGAUUUUGACAAAGAACAUUGAUCUUAGUUGUACAUGGCCAAUUAAAAUGAGCGUAGCAACAUUAUGGAACAUUAUUAUGGUCAUUGCAGCACCAAUUCUUUUGGUUGGGGUAAUAUGUUUCAUAAAACAGAAGAAGAGCAUUAGAAAAAAGCAGACAGUUUUAAAUAGAAAUUACAAACCAUUAUUCAAUUUUCGCAUGCAAAGACAACCGUGGCGAACGUGCCAGACUUUAUAGCGAACCACGAAGAUUUUCAAAAACCUUCAAAAGUUUCAACCUAGUAGUCAGUUGUGAUGGGUAAAUUAUAAAUUUCACCGAAGUCGGAUUGGUCUGACUCCGCCGCCAGCUGGAGUCGGAAUCCGAAUGACUCCGCCAGAAGUAACCGGGAGGUGUUAGUGGGUCGACUCUUACAAUCAUUAGUGCUUAUCCUCCCUGCUUUCGUUCGCAUUUUCCAUUUUCACUCCAUUCACGAACUCCAUCGGUCUCAUCUGGACCGACUUCACUUGGACUCGAUCGAACUCACCGUCAACCGGACUCGUCGGAGUUAGUUUUGAUUUUUAUUAAUUUAGAGUCGGAAUAAAUUUUUCAUACGUGGAGUUCACGGUUCCGCUCCAGAUUUCAUAUCACUACCACAAAGUUUCAAAUGGAUCGAAAAAAUUUCAUUUGUUCCACACUACGGCUUUGUGAUGUUGCUGGCGGAUUGGUUUGAUAUUCCGCUACAAUUCCGAUAUUCCGCACAGGAGCAUAACAGUUCGAAAGUUUCAGGAAGAUUUUCAUGGAAACUUAUCAUUGUUGAUUGAAGUUGUCAUCAUUCAUUCAUUUGUCGAUGUAAUCCAUCAAAGGCGUUCUUCUUUGCUUCGUUUUGGAGAGAUUGAAGAGAGAUUGUGGUGUUUUGUAGUGUGAUUUAUUUAAUGUUGUGUAGUGUUCUAUGUAUAAUGUGUAGUUUUUAUGUUUUAAACGUAAAUUAUAUAAAUUGAAUUACAUACAUGUAUGUAACUUGAUUAAAUUACAGAUAUGUACAUUAUUUUUUGUACAUAUUGAACAAGUGAAUUAAAGAACUUAACACGUUAACUGCCAUGUCAGUCCCUAGGGACUAUUAAAUUAUUAAUUAAUUGUAAAUAAUUGGAAUUAUUAAAUAAGACUUAGGCAAUAGGCACUUUAAUGUUACUGCUAUAAGUGAUGAUCAGACCAUCGUGCAUAGGUCUUAGUGGGAUCGGAUAUGUUGUGCUCUCGAAUUUAAUUAAGAAAUCAAGAGUUGGUGUAAAAAGAAAGAUAAGAAAUCUCUCUAAAAAAAUACCAACUAUGUUUUUCUUAGUUGCAAAGGGUUCCAUUAACAUAUCCUUCAAUAUCCUGUAGUGAAUAGACCAAAAACCGAGAUCCAAUCUUGCUAAGACCUAUACAUGGUGGUUAAGACCGAUAUCACUUAAAGCAUCACUUACAGCAGUAAUAUUAAACUUUUGUGGAUGACAUAAAAUGGGUCAUAAUUAUUAUAACAAAUUUAGUAUAAAAUGAAAUAUUUCGUUUGUGGUAGGUUAGUUUUUCUCUCGUCAUU
Messenger RNA from Anopheles funestus (African malaria mosquito), 5871 nucleotides. RefSeq names its product DE-cadherin-like. Gene Ontology annotation, molecular function: cadherin binding; calcium ion binding. Gene Ontology annotation, cellular component: plasma membrane; catenin complex; adherens junction. The record is from RefSeq and is a predicted model, not a curated record. Gene Ontology annotation, biological process: multicellular organism development; adherens junction organization; calcium-dependent cell-cell adhesion. The transcript is spliced from 2 exons. NCBI's taxonomy places the organism in Eukaryota, Metazoa, Arthropoda, Insecta, Diptera, Culicidae. Bases 561 to 4556 code for a protein of 1331 amino acids.